AUGAAUGGAAACGAAUUGGAGAGUGAGGAACCUGAAAAGUCUGGCAAUGUAUUGGAUGAUGAUAGUAACCAUGAUGAUCAAAUAGUAGAGCCGAAACUUGGUAUGAUGUUUGAAAGUGCUGAUGAAUUAUUUGAAUUUUAUAAUAACUAUGCAUACAGGAAAGAAUUUUCUAUUAAGAAACGAACAUGUAAAAAGGAAAAUGGAGUACUAGUACAUGUAAGUUAUACUUGUUCCAAAGAGGGGAAGAAUAUUACAGCUUCAAACACUCCGUUAAAUCUCCCUCCAACACAAAAGACUGGUUGCAAAGCCAAAAUAUCAGCGAGAUUGUGUGCAGAUGAUAAAUGGAUGAUUAGCAUUAUUUCUCUUCAACAUAACCAUUUGAACAGUCCAUCAAAAGCUCGACAUUUGAGAGGCCACAAAAGAAUCAACACGACAGCAAAGAAAAGAGUCUUAUUAAACGACAAAGCAGGAAUCAGGAUGUGUAAGACCUAUGGUGCAUUAGCGGUUGAAGGUGGUGGCUAUGAAAACCUCCCAUAUGAUGAAAAAACUCUAAGGAACAUGAUUGUUAGAGAAAAAGUUUUAGAACUUGGAGAAGGAGAUGCUACAGCACUUUUGGAUCACUUUACAAACAUGCAAAAUAAGGAUCCAAAUUUCUUCUACAGGCUGGACAUAGACGGAGAAGGCCGUUUGAAAAAUGUGUUUUGGGCUGAUAACAAAUAUAGAGAAGCUUACAAAGAAUUUGGUGAAGUUGUCACCUUCGACACCACAUACUUGACAAACAAGUAUGACAUGCCUUUUGCUCCGUUUGUUGGGGUUAAUCAUCACGGACAAUCAAUUUUAUUUGGAUGUGGGUUGCUUUCUAAUGAGGAGAAAGAAACUUUUGCUUGGUUAUUCAAAGCGUGGCUCGACUGUAUGAAUGGAGUUGCUCCAGGUGGUAUAAUUACAGACCAAGCUGGUGCUAUGAAAAUUGCCAUUGAGCUAGUUUUCAAGGAUACCAAGCAUCGAUGGUGUUUGUGGCAUAUAAUGAAGAAAAUACCAGAAAAGCUAAGGAGGUAUGAUAACUACGUAAGGAUUAAAUCUAGGAUGAAAAAAGCUAUCUAUGAUUCACAGUGUCCUGCUGAAUUUGAAGAACGUUGGAGUGAAAUGUUGGAAAAGUAUGAAAUCUUGAAACAAAAUAAAUGGCUGAGCAAACUAUAUAGGGAGAAAGAUCGAUGGGUACCUUGUUUUGUGAAGACCACAUUUUGGGCUGGGAUAUCCACUACACAACGAUCUGAGAGUAUGAAUGCAUUUUUCGACGGGUAUGUUCAUUCAAGAACAUCUCUGAAGCAAUUUGUUGAAAAAUUUGAUAAUGCAUUGAGAUACAAAAAAGAAAAGGAGCUUAAAACAGAUGCUAGAUCGUUUUCUAAAACUAUCCCAACCUCAACCAUGGAGAAGUGCACAUUUACCCAAUGUCGCACCUACAUACGACGAUUCUGCCAUUUCUUUGCAAACAAAUUUGAGUGGCUGGUUUACUCAAAAGAAAAAUUAGUUAUGUUUGAAAAUCUGAAAUUUGACGUUUUUAUGUUGUUUGACAAUAAGUUUAAUCACAGACCAGUUUAA
Papaver somniferum (opium poppy) is the source of this 1599-nucleotide messenger RNA. Its product is annotated as protein FAR1-RELATED SEQUENCE 5-like. The transcript has a single exon. Gene Ontology annotation, biological process: regulation of DNA-templated transcription. The record is from RefSeq and is a predicted model, not a curated record. Bases 1 to 1599 code for a protein of 532 amino acids. Lineage: Eukaryota; Viridiplantae; Streptophyta; Magnoliopsida; Ranunculales; Papaveraceae.